This is a messenger RNA of Aspergillus thermomutatus, 741 nucleotides long. RefSeq lists its product as uncharacterized. Gene Ontology annotation, cellular component: plasma membrane. Gene Ontology annotation, biological process: regulation of membrane potential; intracellular potassium ion homeostasis; proton export across plasma membrane. Lineage: Eukaryota; Fungi; Ascomycota; Eurotiomycetes; Eurotiales; Aspergillaceae. Bases 1 to 741 code for a protein of 246 amino acids. Gene Ontology annotation, molecular function: sodium:proton antiporter activity. The record is from RefSeq and is a predicted model, not a curated record. The transcript has a single exon.
AUGAUCACAGACAACCUCGUCGCUCCAUUCCCGUUGACGCUGGUCAUCUUUUGCCUGGGGUUUUCCAGCACGCUCGGAAUGGACGACUUCCUCGUCGUCUUCAGUGCAGGCGUCAAGUACGCGCAUCAGAUACGGCUCGAAGAAGCCAGUGGUGUGGAUCCUGUCAUUGCAGCCUUUGUCAACAUCAGCCUAAGCCUGAUGACGUUUGCCUACUUUGGUGCGAUUGUCCCCUGGUCUGAUCUGACGAAUAACCCGAGAUUAGGACCGUGGAGGAUGAUCGCCUUUGUGCUUAUUGUCCGACUAUCGCGCCGACUCCCCUUCGUGGUUGCGCUGCAGAGGUGGAUUCCUGAUAUCUGGACCUAUAAGGAAGCGCUCUUUUCCGGGCAUUUCGGCCCUAUAGGCGUCGGUGCUCUCUUCCUGGCUGUGGAAGCUAGAGCCAGGAUUAAAACAGGCCUUUCGUCUGAGACGACACGGCUGCGGAGCGACCACGUAGAUGAUGAUGCCCCUCAAGCGUUAGAGCUGGUUUGGCCUAUUGUUUGCUUCACAGUGUUGGCCUCCGUUGCGGUGCAUGGGUUGAGUAUGAGUAUCGCGAAGGUGACCACGGCGGUGAUGCGGCCGAGAAGGAAAAUAAAGCAGGUGGACUGGGACAUUCCUCAGACACAAUCCGACGACCAGUGCCAGCUACCGUACAGUGAUGAUGAGGAGAGCCAGUUCAGGCAACAGAGAGAAGCCCUACUGUGA